Messenger RNA from Amphiprion ocellaris (clown anemonefish), 5436 nucleotides. It is a transcript of the gene opn9, whose product is annotated as opsin 9. Gene Ontology annotation, molecular function: G protein-coupled receptor activity. Gene Ontology annotation, cellular component: membrane. The record is from RefSeq and is a predicted model, not a curated record. The transcript is spliced from 8 exons. Gene Ontology annotation, biological process: G protein-coupled receptor signaling pathway. Bases 3020 to 4462 code for a protein of 480 amino acids. Lineage: Eukaryota; Metazoa; Chordata; Actinopteri; Pomacentridae.
GAUUCUCUGAUUCUGACUGAUUCUGACUGAUUCUCACUGAUUCUCUGACUGAUUCUCGGACAAUAAAAAUACCAAAAAUGGUAAAUAAAGCUUUAAUCAUAUUUGUUGUUUUUUUUAAAAAAUGUGUGUAUAUUCCAAGUUAAAUUUAAAAUAGUAAAAAUUUACUUUUAAUUUACAGCAUUUUAUUAAAUUACCGAUGAUAUCUGGUAAAACCAGUUGACUGUAAAAUAAAUAAAAGCCAGAAUGUUAAUUUCCAUGAAUCUUUAUGAAGACGUUUAGAGUCUUUCAGCCUGAAACUAAAGUGAUUCUGUCAGUUUUUAAAGAUUCCUCCAAUAAAACCUCCAAACAUAAACAACAUUUACAGUCGGACUGGAUGAAAGUCUGAAAUAAAUGAAAAUAUGUAAGAUUUUUCCAGGAUUUUUUGUGUUUAAUCUCCAGAAGUGAAGCCACAGAUCAGCUGAUUGACCUUCAUGCAGGACUUUAAGAGGAUCUUUGAGUUAUUUAGUGCAGAAACCGAUUUUAAAGUUGAACCUGAUGAACAAACAAAAACAGAAAGAUGAUAAAUCAGAGGAUCAACGAGUUCAGAGAGCGGCUUUAAAAAAAACAGGUUGAAUGUUAAUAUUUUAACCUCAUCCAACCUCCUGAUUCUCUGCAGUGGAGGAUCUACUGUGGAGGUUUUAGUGAGGAAUGAGACUGAAAAUGUUUAUCUGUGGUUUUCAAACAAACAUUAAAUCCCCAUAAGUAAGAAAACAAAAUCAGGAAGAGAGAAAAAAAAAGUUUAUAUCAGAGCUGCCUUCUGAACAGAGGAGGACCCGCCUCUCAGUUCAAACUGGCCAAUCAAGGCACAGCUGUUAUCCAAUCAUAUGUGACCCACCUGCUCAGUGAACCAAUCACAGAGCAGCUCUGCAGGUUCCUCUGGACCAGAUGGAAGAAGGUCAGGGGAUUUUAUGAGAUUUCUGCUUUAAUAUAAACUGAACUUUAAGGUGAAAAUUCUCUGUUUCGCUGCUGGAAUAAAUAAAGUCAACAAACAAACAACCAAGCAACAAAUGUCUCUAUGAUGGUUCCUUCAAAACACUCACUGAUUGCCUGAUUCUCUGACUCAUUGUCUGAUUCUCUAACAGAUUCUCUGAUUCUCUGACUGAUUCUCUGACAGAUUUUCUCAUUCUCUGCCUGAUUCUCUCACUGAGUCUUUGAUUCUAUGACUGAUUCUUUGAUUGAUUCUCUGACUGAUUUUCUGAUUCUCUGUCAGAUUCUUUUAUUCUCUGACUGAUUCUCUGAUUCUUUUAUUCUCUGACAGAUUCUCUGACUGAUUCUUUUAUUCUCUGACUGAUUCUCUGAUUCUCUGACUGAUUCUCAGAUUCUUUGAUUCUCUGACUGAUUCUUUUAUUCUCUGACAGAUUCUCUGACUGAUUCUCUGAUUCUCUGACUGAUUCUCAGAUUCUGUGAUUCUCUGACUGAUUCUUUCUCUCCCUCUGAUCAUUUCUAACCGUCUGUGGGUGAGUUCCUCUUUAGAUGAGCAGCUGAUGGAUUUAGAGUCGGCUUCAGAUUAAGGUUACAUAAAAACAGCAGAUCUUCUCUGAGAGUCGAACAGGAAUCAAAGAUGGAGGUGAGAAGAGUUCAGAGGUUUUUGUUUUAGUGGAAAAAAACAGAUUUCAGAGAAGAUUCCGGAUCCUUUCUGUCCUCAUGUGACUCCUCAUGUUUGAACCUUUUUUAACCUGACAGAAGCUUUGAACAUUCCAGGCCUGAGAGGUGAGAACGUUCUGGUUCUACUUUAUUUAUCAGAAACCUGAAACAAUCAGCACCAAGUCAGAUUGUAAAACUGAUCUAAAGCUGCAAAAAUGAGGAAAACAGCAGCAGGAAAAAGACUUUAAAGGAUCCGUUCAUGUUCAGAAAUGUUUGUUUUUAUGUUCUUGUCUAUCAGUUGUUCUAUCGUCUGUUUCAGAACCUCAGUCCGUCCUCCACAGAGCUGCAGAUGAGCAGCGACAGAAUCCGAACCAAUAAACUCCAAUCUUCCUUUAAAGCUGCAGCGCUGCUUUAAGCUCCUUGUUCUCUUAAUCUGGAUUUUCUAAAGGAGCUUCUGCUGUUGUUCUCUGAGCUUUAAAAGAACAGAGAUUAAAAAUUCAAUCUUCAGGAGGAAACAUCACUUCUGUUCUCCUGAUCCACAUCAGUUAGCAGGCUGGGUUCUGAGUUUUUGGCUGCACAAGGUUCUGUCUGGUUCUACAGGAGUUUAUCUCUGGUUCUGUGGGAAGUUACCUCUGGUUCUGUACAAGGUUCUGUCUGGUUCUGUACGAGGUUCUUUCUGGUUCUACAGGAAUUUAUCACUGGUUCUGUAGAGGUUUCUCUGUGGUCCUGUACGAGGUUCUUUCUGGUUCUGCAUGAGUUUCUCUCUGGUUCUACAGGAAUUUAUCUCUGGUUCUACAGGAGUUUAUCUGGUUCUGUAGGAGUUUCUGUCUGGUUCUACAGGAGUUUAUCUCUGGUUCUGCCGGAGUUUCUCUGUAGUUCUGUAGGAGUUCCUCUCUGGUUCUGUAGGAAUUCCUCUGGUUCUGCAGGAGUUUAUCUCUGGUUCUGUAGGAGUUUCUCUCUGGUUCUGCAGGAGUGUCUCUGUGGUUCUGCAGGAAUUUCUGUCUGGUUCUGCAGGAGGUUCUGUCUGGUUCUACAGGAAUUUAUUUCUGGUUCUGCAGGAGUUUAUCUGGUUCUGUAGGAGUUUCUGUCUGGUUCUACAGGAGUUUAUCUCUGGUUCUGCAGGAGUGUCUCUGUGGUUCUGCAGGAAUUUCUGUCUGGUUCUGCAGGAGGUUCUGUCUGGUUCUACAGGAAUUUAUUUCUGGUUCUGCAGGAGUUCCUCUCUGGUUCUGCAGGAAUUCCUCUGGUUCUGCAGGAGUUUAUCUCUGGUUCUGUAGGAGUUUCUCUGUGGUUCUGCAGGAAUUUCUGCCUGGUUCUGCAGGUGUUCCUCUCUGGUUCUGCAGGAGUUUAUCUGGUUCUGCAGGAGUUCCUCUGCUCUCGGUUCUGUUGUGGAUCAUUGAUGGGACAUGAUGGGUCUCAGCGGGGCUCCUGGUUCGUCCCGUCGUCCGUCCAGCUGCUUUUCAUCUCCAGAUUGUCUCCAUCUGCAGAUGUCGCUGUCGCCGUGUUCCUCAUCUUCACAGGCGUGGCCUCGGUUCUGGGGAAUGGCUUGGUUCUGUUGGUGUUCUGCAGGAGGAGAAAGAAGCUGAGGCCUCCAGAGCUGCUGACCAUCAACCUGGCUCUGUGUGACUUUGGCUUCAGCCUGCUGGGAUCUCCGUUCUUCAUCAUCUCCAGCCUGUGCCACGCCUGGGUGUUUGGGGAGGCUGGCUGCCUCUGGUACGGCGUCCAGGGCUUCGUGUUCGGCAUCGGCUCUCUGAUCACCACCAGCCUGAUCUCCAUGGACCGCUGCCUGAAGAUCUGCUGCCUGCGAUACGGUCAGUGGAUAGAGCGGCGCCAUGUGUUCUGGUCCAUCGCUGUGGUGUGGUUCUACGCGUUGUUCUGGGCCACCCUGCCGGUCUUUGGCUUUGGAAGUUAUGGACCAGAACCUUACGGGCUGAGCUGCACCAUCAACUGGUGGAGCCUCAGGUCGUCUGAGAACGACAGGAUCUACGUCAUCCUCAUCCUGACGCUGUGCUUCGGGUUCCCAACGUUCACCAUCAUCUCCUCGUAUCUGUUCAUCCUGCUGACGGUGCUCAGAUCUAACCGAACUUUAGCCUCCAUUCCUUCCUCCUUCGUCAGUAACUCCAGCAAAGACCUGAGACUUGCAAAGAUGGCGGCGGUGGUUUGCUCCACCUUCCUGCUGGCCUGGUUGCCCUACGCCAGCGUGUCCCUGAUCUCAGCCCUCAGAGAGGCUGAGUCCUCAAUGGAGGAACCUUCGGGAUCUGCAGUAGCUCCAGACGUCCUGGACUCCUCCUCACUGCUGAACUGGACCAGAGCAGAGUUCUACAGACAGGUUCUCCACAGUCCUGAGGACAGAGUAGAACCCAGUCCACCCCUUGGUACCAGGCCCGUCUCCAGCCUGCCCCCGGUGGUCACCCUGAUCCCUGCCAUGCUGGCCAAGUCCCACUGCAUGAUCAACCCUCUGAUCUACCAGAUCAUGAACCGCGAGUUCAGGGACGACGUCUACGCCAUGGUGUUCGGCCGAGAGAAGGCCGAGAGGAGGCGAGCGCAGAGCAGGAGGGGGAGCUUAUAUGAACGGACCGUCAGCCUCUCGUACUGCCAGAGCUGGAGCAGACGGAGCACUCCCAUAUCUCUAUCUGGGGAUAGAAAGAACCGAAACCUGAAGAGACUCCAGGACAGAAGCAGCGAUGGAAGAACAAAGUCCGGGAACAUCUCAGAAGGAGCUGAUGUUCUGGACGUUGUCUCUUUGGACACUCGAGGGAACAUGAAGAGACACAGCAGUGUAGACAGAUUGAAGACUAGUAGAGACCUGAGAGUUUCCACAUCCAGCAUCCUCACCGUCUGAAAGCUGUUUCCACCUUCAUUAUCUCUAACCAGGUGUUCUCCAUUGACCUGAACUCUCACUGCUCCUCAGAAACCAUCACAACAUAGACUUCAAAACCAAUAAGAAGCAUUCAUUCUCCUGAAAAAUUUCUUCCAUUUAUUGCUUUUCAACACUGAAUCACUGAUUUCAUUUGGCAAAAAUUUAGAAAACAAGACUUGGUGGAGGCCACCAAGACACCUGUGACUUCUCUGAAGGAGUUCCAAGAAAGGGACUUGUGAGAGAGGCCACCAAGACACCUAUGACUCCUCUGAAGUCACCUGGAAGAAGAUUCUUUGGUCUGAGGAGACCAGAAUGGAGCCUUUUGUCCAUCAGACUAGAUGAUAAGUUUGUACAUCAUCACAAACACACCAUCUUCACUAUAAAGCAUGGUGGUGGCAGCAUCAUGAUGUGAAGCACGGUGGUGGCAGCAUCAUGUUGUGAAGCACGGUGGUGGCAGCAUCAUGACGUUUCUCAGCAGCAGGUCCUGGAAGACUUGUAGAGGUAGAGGGGAACAUUAAUGCAGCUAAAUCUCACUCAUAUUUAUAACAUUUUUGGUGAAAAAAACUGCAUAAACAAAUAAAAAACAAACAUUAUUAUUAUUAUUAUUAUUAUUAUUAUUAUUAUUAUUAUUAUUAUUAUCAAUAGUAAUAAUAAUCAUGAAGUGUAAAUAAUGAUUUCCAGUCACUCAGCUUCCAUAAACAUGAAAUUCAUGGUCUGUGUUCACGACAAAAGGUUGGAUUUGUUUUCAUUGUUAAAAUAUUCAUACACAUUUUCUGUAUAGUUACAGUUUAGUGCUUGUUUAUUCAUUUAUGUUUGUAUUUCAUGACCAGCAACUUGUUAUUCCCCAUCUAACAUAAAUACUGAGUAGACAGAGUGAUAUUUAUUAUUACUACGUGUGAUUUUCCUCCUGUCCUCAGUCCAUGUCUGAAAUAAACACUAAAAUCAUUUCUUUCUGA